CUGAUAAAACGGUUAAUAAUCGUGCGUGUAAAAUUGACAAAAUUGUAUGCGCGUAAAGAUACAUAAUACUGUAUGUUUGGUUACCAACAGCUGCUUGUGCGUUGAUCCGGAUACAGUGUAUCAAAUACGCUGGACAUGUAGUUCGUUUCCUUUCCCCCAGCAGCAAAGUGGUGGACAGAAAGUACAGUGAACUAUUGACUUACUGUAUGUACACAACUUUAUCAGUAAACUAAAGGGCCGUGGUUGCCUAAUCUCCAAACAGCUGACGGGCAGAAGCAGAAGCUUCGUGCGCAGAUGAAUGGCAACGGCUUCCAGACGAGAUGUGCGCGCACACACACCGUAGACUGUUUGACCAAAAUUUACAGUUUGUGGAUGACUUUGCGCUGACUAGUCUUUUUAGAAGUUCUCAUUUUUUUUGUUCUGGAUGGAAUGAAGGUUGUGUAGGAGAAAGAACGAGGGAGAAAUAAUGAACGUUUGGUAAGAGAGAAGGGUCGCCAAAAGGAUACAUUGCAUGAAGUGGACUCUGAUAUAAGGACGUGUAUGGAAUAGAACAAUUGCAAGAAAGGAAGACCAUUUCGGAAUAUUUUUGUGCAUACACAUUUUGAAUAAAAAAGAGAGAAGUUCCUCUUAUUUUCUGUCUUCGUCAAUUCAUGAAUAUUGUUUUCUGUUGCUACUAAGAUUUUGAUAACUAUUCACCUUUGACAUACAGGCAACUUCAGGUAACGGGAAAAGAGAGCUGCUGAAAAGUGGACCCAUAUGAAAUAGAAAACUGAAAAAAGAGGACACUGACUUUUGUAAUAUUAGAAUAUUAAAUUCUAUGUGAACAACUAAGUUGUAGCCUAUAUUUUUUUAUAUAUCAAGCCAUAACCCAACCAUGCAGCAGGAACGCUUGCUGAAGGUUCUAGUCAUCGGUGACCUGGGGGUCGGGAAAACGUCCAUAAUAAAGCGUUAUGUCCAUCAGAUAUUCUCCCAACAUUACAGAGCCACCAUCGGAGUCGACUUCGCCCUCAAACUCCUCAAUUGGGAUCACAAGACGGUCGUGCGACUGCAGCUGUGGGACAUCGCAGGCCAGGAGCGCUAUGGCAACAUGACGCGGGUUUACUACCGCGAGGCUGUAGGAGCGUUGGUGAUCUUUGACAUGACGCGGGCCUCUACCUUCCAGGCUGUCCUCAAGUGGAAGGGAGACCUCGACUCCAAGGUUGCUCUGCGUAACGGGAGGCCAGUUCCGGCCGUCUUAUUGGGUAAUAAAUGUGACCAGCUGAGUAUGGGUCUCUGUUCCAAACUGCCCAAACUGGAGAACUUCACUAGAGACCACGGCUUUGUAGGGGGGUACGAGACCUCCGCCAAGGACAACACCAACAUCGACGCGGCCAUCAUGUGUUUGGUAGCGAGCAUCAUGGCUGUAGAAGAGGAGAGGCCGCCAGCUGGAGAUCCUGGAGACCCUAGCGUCCUGGUCUUACCACGCUUUGACUACAAUAGGACAGGGAUGGCUGGACUGCCUGGGUGCGAUGGGUGUAAAAAGCGACCUCUGCCUGGCCGAAUGGAGAUGGGGGAUAUUUGAGGGAUGAGAGACGGGGAGAGAUGGGGGGGGGGGGGGGGGGGGGUUGUAGGAGAGAGGAUAGCGAGCUUUCUAGUUGUGAUGGGUGUAAUAAGUUAACUCUGCCGGCCCAGAGGGACAUGGGCGAUAUCUGAAGGGGGGAUGAGGGAGAGAGAAGGACAGCGGCUUUUGACUCCAACGAACUCUCUAUGCUAGGAUGGAAGGGGACUGAGGGGGAGAGAUGGUAAGGAGCAGGGGGAUAGAGAGACACAGAGAGAGAGAGCGGGGGAUGGGAAAUAUAGUGUGUGUAAAAGAGAGAGCGAUAGUAGCAUGAUGCAUUAGAUAUGGAUGGACUGCUACAAAGGGUAAUGUGAACUGAGCUAAGCCUGGAUGACAUGAGAGAUCUAAUCACAUCACGGUGGAGGACAGAAGCAUCCACAUCGGCAAGGAAACUGCUGUGAUGUUAUCAAUAGCGUUGCUGUUGCAACGCACUCAUCACACGAAGGCUGCUUUCGUAAAUUCACUCUGGCCACUACUCCGAUUUCAGAGCACUCUCGUCUGAGUGUGUCAGAGCGCAGAACAACUGAUGAAUUUGCGAACUUUCAACACCCCGUUGAAUAAGACCGGUGUCAAUAAACGUCUGCAAAAAAACGUCACUCAAUUGUUGCCAGGAGCACAGUUACAGUCACCAACGCUCUACAUAACAUGAAAACAGCCUAACCAGCUCUGCUAGGGCGAGUAAAAUGGCCAGUGAGGUGUUCUCUCAUAUGAGUCUGGAAGUAGCUAGCCAACUUUAGCCAGUUAGCUUGGGUGCUUGAUUGCUGUUAUAACCAUCAACAUUAAAUUUCUGCCUCUACA
Molecule: messenger RNA, 2395 nt
Organism: Salvelinus namaycush (lake trout)
Lineage: Eukaryota; Metazoa; Chordata; Actinopteri; Salmoniformes; Salmonidae
Product: ras-related protein Rab-38-like
Exons: 4
Coding region: 875-1561 (228 amino acids)
Biological process (GO): vesicle-mediated transport
Cellular component (GO): trans-Golgi network; vesicle; Golgi apparatus
Molecular function (GO): GTPase activity; GTP binding
Source: RefSeq, a predicted model, not a curated record